AUGGUUGCUCUUCGACCUUGUAAGACUUAUUCGGCAACGUUGGUCACCAAAUUGAGUUUGAGCGGUUGCUUUUAUUGUCCUCACAAAGAAGCCGUGUUCAGGAUGGAUUUUCCUGCUCCAGAAGUGAGCCCACAAACGAACUUCAAUUAUGGAUUAGUGACUUUGUUUAUCAUCGCAUUAUCAUAUUUUCUUUGGAAAUUCUUCCGUUCUUGGUGCGAAAAUUCGUCGACUGUUAAUAAUGAAUCACAUCGCUUAGCUAUGGAAGCUGCCAGAGCAAAAUUUCAAGCUGAGUUCAAUGCUGAGGUUACUCAGCACAAAUCUAGAAAUCAAGACGAGGGAGAAGGGAAAAGUAAUGUUCGUAAAAGUACUGAUUCUGAUGAGAAAAAGAAACGGUUCCGAACUAGUGAUUACAAUCCUCUAAUGGGUGAUACUGGGAAAACUUACAGGCCAACUUCACGAUUUUGUUCAACUGGUGGAUGA
Messenger RNA from Schistosoma rodhaini, 480 nucleotides. The record is from the annotation of a GenBank genome assembly. Lineage: Eukaryota; Metazoa; Platyhelminthes; Trematoda; Strigeidida; Schistosomatidae.